Molecule: messenger RNA, 1411 nt
Organism: Ornithorhynchus anatinus (platypus)
Lineage: Eukaryota; Metazoa; Chordata; Mammalia; Monotremata; Ornithorhynchidae
Product: cathepsin E-like
Exons: 9
Coding region: 112-1386 (424 amino acids)
Biological process (GO): proteolysis
Molecular function (GO): aspartic-type endopeptidase activity
Source: RefSeq, a predicted model, not a curated record
ACUCCUCCAGCCAAGAGAUGUCUGUGACCCAGGGACGUAUAAAAGAGAGAGGGGAGGAGAGGUCCAGGAAAGCCGUUAAACCGAGACCUCCGUUCCCACUCACCCGGAGCCAUGAAGACCCCAUUAGUGGCUCUGAUUUGGAUUCAGCUCGCGGCAGGCCUACAGAGGAUCCCCUUGGUCAAAUUUAAAAGCAUCAGGAGUCACCUUCGGGAAAAUGGCGCCCUAGAGGAAUUCCUGAGGGAUCACCAACCCGACAUCUUCGCUCGGAGGUACCUGCAGUGCUUCCCCUCGGAUGCUUAUUUCUCGGUUGGAGUCACUAAAGAACGCUUGUACGAUUACAUGAACGCCCAGUACUACGGGGCGGUGAGCAUCGGCACCCCGCCGCAGAGAUUCACCGUGGUGUUCGACACCGGCUCCUCCAACUUCUGGGUCCCUUCGGCCUACUGCAUCAGUGAAGCCUGUAGAAUGCACCAGAAAUUCAAAUCUUUCCUCUCGAGGUCCUACCGGCACGACGGGCAGGCCUUCUCUCUGCAUUACGGCACGGGGCAACUUCUGGGCGUCGUGGGCAUCGAGCGGGUGCAGCUCGGCAACAUUACCAUCGAGGGGCAAGAAUUUGGUGAGUCCAUCUUCGAGCCUGGGAUGACCUUUGCCCUUGCCCACUUUGACGGAGUGCUGGGUUUGGGCUACCCCUCGCUGUCUGUGGGAAGCGCCACCCCGGUGUUCGACAGGAUUAUGCAGCAGCGAUUGGUCUCCAAACCGGUGUUUUCUUUCCUCCUCAACAGCGGCAGAGACGGAAGCGGUGGCGAGUUGGUGCUGGGAGGCAUUGACCAUUCUCUGUACAUGGGCUCCAUCCACUGGGUGCCGCUUACCGAAAAAAGCUACUGGCAGAUCCGGCUUCACAACGUGAAAAUCCAGGGGCGUGUGGCCUUCUGUGCACAUGGGUGCGAAGCCAUCGUGGACUCAGGCACCUCCCUCAUCACCGGCCCCCCGGCCCAGAUCCGACGCCUGCAGGAGCACAUUGGGGCUACCCCCUCGCCUUCUGGAGAGUACGCCGUCGACUGCAGAAGAGUAUCGAGCAUGCCCCACGUGACCUUCACCAUCGGACACAGAGAGUACACGUUAUCGGCAGAAAAGUACAUCAUCAAGGAGGCCACGAAAGAAGAAACGGUGUGCAUUAGCGGCUUUCAAGCUGUGGAUAUCAUCACUCCCUCCGGACAACUUUGGAUCUUAGGGGACGUGUUUAUGGCCGAGUUCUACUGCGUGUUCGACCGUGGGAACGACAGGGUGGGGUUCGCCAGAGCUGUGCACAGGAGGGAGAAUCAUUCCUCUGAUGGGGCUGGCUCACACCUCGGGGUGGAGAAAGGGAGCCGCAAAACUCACCUCUGACCCCAUCAAUCGAUCGAUCCAUCCA